This is a messenger RNA of Mercenaria mercenaria, 9435 nucleotides long. RefSeq names its product Ca(2+)/calmodulin-responsive adenylate cyclase-like. The coding region runs from base 2152 to 8241 and encodes 2029 amino acids. NCBI's taxonomy places the organism in Eukaryota, Metazoa, Mollusca, Bivalvia, Venerida, Veneridae. Gene Ontology annotation, biological process: intracellular signal transduction; cAMP biosynthetic process; adenylate cyclase-activating G protein-coupled receptor signaling pathway. The record is from RefSeq and is a predicted model, not a curated record. The transcript is spliced from 21 exons. Gene Ontology annotation, molecular function: adenylate cyclase activity. Gene Ontology annotation, cellular component: plasma membrane.
AUGUCAACAUUGUUAAAUUUGAUAUAACGAAGAGGAUUUGCAUUGUUAUAUUCCAUCAUAGUGCUAACAGUCAUUUUAAGUAUGGGAUCAAAUACAGUGUUAUUGGAGAUACGGAAAGUGUGAAUGGAACAUUGAGCAUUGUGGGAGAUACCGGACAAGCUCUCACUUUGGAUUAAGUUUUGUUUGAGAGAAAAAAAUAGGAAAACAGGCUUAGACUCUCAUUUAUCAUGUCGUCAGUACUUACCUUGAGGGAAUUCUUGUCAAAAUUCUGAUUUAUAAAGUAAGCUUCUUCUUCUACUUCUGAAGUGGAUGCUACCACUGAGUGUCUGACGAAUGAGGGGAUCGACCCAUGCACCACGAUGUGUUGUGUAACCGCUAAAAUAAUAAACACAACAUUGUAUUUAUAGAUCUUUGAUGAAGUUACAUCUGUCUUAUUUAUCGACUGUGUUUCAUCUGCUUCCAUAAAGCGAGGCUACGUAUCGCAACAUAUUUCAGAAAUUGUAGCAAGAAAAAGUGAAUUUCUUACUGAAGGAGUUUAGUGAUAUAAAUCUGUCCAGAUACCUUAAAUACAGGCUACAGGGUUGAACAAACGUAUUGGAAUGUUAAAUAUAGGUUAAACUAUUUAUUAAUGCAGAUUUUCAGAUAUGAUAGACACACUGAAUAUUAAUUAUUAAUAAUAUCCGUACAUGUUAAUGUAAAUUAUAUAUCAAAGACAGGUAUUCAGAUACCUUAAAUAUAGGACGGAAUUAAAUCAGUGCGUAAGGCUUGUACAUUGAGCUUAACAGGGAUGAGCAAAGCUGACUGUGGAAUAAUAUUGGCAAAACGAAAAAGUUUGUAGAUUUGGAUAUUAUCUGGAAGCGUGAGCAACGGGUUUCUUAGCAUGAUUAGGUACUCGAGAGAGGAUGUUUUCAUACUGCUUAAUGCCACAGGGAGAACGAUAUAAUAAAUUCAAAUGUGUUCGCAAGUAUGCGGAUUAUUUUGAGGAAUAUUAUCUCCAAAUGAACUGAACAGUGUAAGAUAUUUGACUUAUUGCACUUUAUUCAUUAAAUAUUCACAGAUAUUGAGUUGAAAGAAUUGUUCAUAUCGGUAUAAAGAGGAUUAUUAUAUUAUGUUGAAGCUACUGAACAUUUCCGACGAUAUACAUCUGUUAGUAUUUCCCCUUAAUCUCAUAUCAAAAGAUGCGGAUGUUACGAGUUGGAAUGUAGUUACAAGGCCGACGGUAUUUAUUUUUGGAUGAAUGAUAUAGUUAUAUAUGUUUCGUUAGAGAAAACAUGUAAUGAAUUGCAGCUAUUCCUACAAAGUUUUAGGCGUGUACGUUCUAAAUGUGCCAAGUUAAGAAUUUCAAAUAAGACUGAUAUUCUGGAAGCCCUCUGUGGAAGGCAGGCAUUUUUCACGGCAUUACUCAUUAUAUAUAAAAUCAGGUAAAAGUAUAUAUAGGUUGAAGAAAUGUAAGAAAGCGAGCGAUAUACACACGGUGUAUAGCUCUGUGUUAUAUAGGUAUACCUGGAUUUGUUAAUGUACGUGGAACAUAUAAAAAUGUUAAAGACUGUCGUAAAACGGCCGGUAGAUGAAAAUGCAAUUAGAUAAGAUACAUAGUGUUUACCUGUUAACAAGACUAGAUCUUGUUGAAAGCCGAGGUUAUAUCAUCUUGAAAUUUAGCGGAUUGUGUGUUUGUCGAAUAAAUGUUUUAUAGUGUUCACAGUAAAUCGCUUUGUUUACCGGGCCACAUACGUGUUUACUCGCCAGUUUAUGACAGUGCUAACACGAAAAAGGGAAAUUAAAUUUAUUUGAACAGAGUUGCUCUGCGUGGAUGUUCAAAAUAGAUAAAAAAUCUAGCUUCCUUGAGGUAUCGAACAAACCAUCGGAAUAUGGAGGAAUAUUUAGUUCAAGAAAUCGGGUGAAUAUUAAAUUAAUCGUGGAAUAUGGAGAGAAUUUUAUAGAUUUUAUCAAGAUAUUUAAAAGAUUAUAGUCGUGAAUUUUACAUGGAAUACUAGCUUUUACUAAAAAAUAAUCGUUUAUAAAUGGAGAGGAUUUCAUAAAGAAUAUACAUAUAAUGGAAUAAUCGUAAACCAGGUGGUGAGUAAAAUAGAUAAUAGUGGGAAAAAUGGAGAUGAUUGUGUAAUUUUGUCCCCAUUAUUUAAAACUUGAAAGAUGGAGACAACGCCAAUGAUACAACAUCGAGUGUCGACCACUCGAAAGCUCAAGCGGUUGUUCAGUCGCUAUGAGUUUGAGAGUGCUGAGCUCGAACGGCUGUACCGCCGGUAUGUGUUCAAGCUUCGACAAGCUUCGUUGAGUAAAUUGCUCGGCCUGAUGUGCCUUCUGUGUGCCUGUAUGAUUAUCUUGAACUUCUACUAUGUUCGGAAUAUAAGUGUGCCAGGAAUAUACAUGAGUGUGCAAUUUACUGUGUUCCUUCUUUUGUUUAUUUUUCAUAAUACGAGAUUCAUGAAGGAAUCUCAUUUAGGUGGCGUGUGUACAGUGAUUAUGAUAUUUCUGCUCGGAUUUGUAGUGUUUUCGUUACCUUUUGAUUUUGGAUCAGUUUAUGAAGACAGACCGUUACCGAUCUAUACGCCUGUCAAUGGAGUCUGGCAAAUAAUGUUUAUAGUAUUUGUGAUCUAUUCAAUGAUGCCUCUACGGACUUACGUCGCCGCCAUUUUGGGGAUAAUUAUUCCAGUUAGUCAUCUGAUAGUUACGUCCCUUGUUGCUAAUAACAUCCCGGAGUUGCUAUGGCGACAGAUAUUGGCCAACAGCAUCUUGUACCUUUGUGUAAACAUAGCUGGUUUAUUCAUACAUAACGUGACAGAGAGAGCGCAACGAAAAACAUUUGUGAAAACAAGAAAUUGUAUCGCUUCACGUCUAGAUAUCGAAGACGAAAACGAAAAGCUGGAGAAGUUGCUGCUCAGCGUACUUCCACAACACGUUGCCAUGGAGAUGAAGAACGAUAUAACAUCCCCACAUCAGGGAAUGUUCCACAAAAUCUACAUACAGCCCUACGAUGAAGUAAGCAUAUUGUUUGCAGACAUUGUGGGCUUCACCAGUCUGUCAUCUCAUUGCUCCGCAGAAAAUCUCGUCAAAAUACUCAACGAACUAUUUGGGCGAUUUGAUCACUUAGCAAAGAACAAUCAUUGUUUGAGAAUUAAGAUUCUUGGUGACUGUUACUAUUGUGUUAGUGGUUUACCUGAAAAGCGUGACGAUCAUGCAAAAUGUUGUGUGGAAAUGGGAAUGGAUAUGAUUGAAGCUAUCGAUUUUGUGUGUGAGUCAACUGGUGUGAAUUUGAAUAUGCGUGUAGGAAUACAUACAGGUCGAGUACUUUGUGGAGUUCUGGGAUUGAAAAAGUGGCAGUAUGAUGUGUGGAGCAAUGACGUCACUCUAGCAAACGCAAUGGAAUCUGGCGGAAUACCUGGACGUGUACAUAUCACUAAACAAACGUUAGAGUGUCUACACGGCGAGUAUGAGGUAGAGAACGGUCACGGAGGAGAUAGAAACGCCUAUCUACAAGAGAAGGGCAUUGAAACAUACCUUGUUAAAUCCCUUCAUCCUGUCCCGCCAAAGGAGACAUUGUUAUCUGACAAAUCAUUAGCUGGUAUAAGAGGAAAGAAACUGUCGUUCCGAAGUGUCACAAACUGUGUAAUGAGGCUGAUCCAUUCGGUCAAGUUCAAUGCGGAGAUUCCAUUUUCUAAUGUGCUGAACCCACAGUCUGAGGAGCCGAGUAAACAUCAUUCCAGUCAUGGAGGUUCUAAUAAAUUCACAAAGUUUGGAUACUCUGUGACAGACAAAUUAAGGAAAGCCUUCAAGGAAAGGCAUUCAAACAAACCAACGCCAGUUGAUAGGGUGAACAAAUACCUUAACCAAGCGAUCACAGCAAGGAGCGUAGAACGGGAGAAGUCAGAACAUGUUAACUACGUAACAUUAAGGUUUCGGAACUCGGACAAAGAAAAACUGUAUCAAGCUAUGGACGACUUUGCGUUUAGUAGCAGUAUGAUAUGUUCCAUGCUGAUGCUGAUAUGUACAGCCGCCCUGAACACAGUCAUGCUUCCAAGAACAUUGUUGUUGUUAAUGCUGUUCCUGGCAACAUUCUGCUGGAUAGCCGUUGUUCUAAUGCUCAUAUUGAGCGUCAAAUUAAAGUGCACGGAGUUUGACGUUCGUAAGUCAUCAUGUCUACGUUUAUUCGUAAUGGUGACGACAGUGCUGCUAAUCUAUGCAAUGGCACAGGUCAAUGUUUUUUGUUGCGCAGACGGUGUGUUUCACGUGUUUACCAAGACAAUGCUCUCGGACACUGCUUCAGACAGCCAUCUGCAAUGCGGCGUUCCUCAUUACGUGUACCUAACGUGCGUAAUGGCGUACAUAAGCGUCUCUGUGUUCCUGAAGCUUGCAGCUGGAAUCAAGCUUCUACUGAUGUUGCUCAUGGGUGCCGGUUACGUUGUGUUGAUGGAGCACACGCAUUCUAAAAUAUUUACGGAAUUUGAUAAUUUAUACAACCCAAUUAUACCUACGCAUAUAUCUGGCAUCGUCGUGCUUAUUAUUUUCAUGGUUACACUGUAUGUACAAGGGAGACAAUCGGAAUGGACAUCACGACUUGAUUUCUUGUGGAAAACGCAGGCUACAGAAGAGAAGAUUGAAAUGACGGAUCUACAGAACAAUAAUAGACAGAUAUUGUGUAACUUGUUACCUGCCCAUGUCGCUGCACAUUUCAUCGAUAAUCAGAACAAAAGUCACAUGGAGUUAUACAGCCAACAUUAUAGUAAGAUUGGGGUCUUUUUUGCCUCAAUCCCUAACUUCUCCGAGUUCUACAUGGAGCUGGAUGCCAACAACCAAGGAAUGGAAUGCCUCCGUGUUCUCAACGAAAUAAUCGCUGAUUUUGAUGAGUCGUUAAAUGAACCUAAAUUCCGUGCUGUGGACAAGAUAAAGACGAUAGGAAGUACCUACAUGGGAGCUAUAGGGCUCAUGCCGGAGUACAAAAUACAAGCUGAUUCUCCGGAUUCAAUCACACAGAAUUUGUCGAUAUUAGUGGAAUUUAUUCUGACGAUGAAAGACAAGCUCCACAAUAUCAAUGAAAACUCGUACAACAACUUUAUGCUGAAGAUAGGAGUAAAUGUUGGUCCUGUCGUGGCGGGUGUGAUUGGUGCACGAAAGCCGCAAUAUGAUAUCUGGGGGAACACUGUUAAUGUGGCGAGUCGAAUGGAGAGUACGGGAAAACCAGGAUUUAUACAGACAACAGAGGAUGUUAAGAAAGCGCUAAGUGACUGGUAUGAGUUUGAAUGCAGAGGAACAGUAAAGGUUAAAGGCAAGGGGGAAAUGACAACAUAUUGGUUGAUCGGUAGAAAAGCAGCAACCGGUCUCCCAAAUCCAAAACCACCACUAGCUAUUCAGGGUACAAACACAUCUAGUCAGGGACAAUCCAAGCAACCUUCUAGUCCACACGGUUCUAGCGGUAGCUCGAAAGGUCAUGGAUUCUUCCACAGACAGGCAUCAUCAGAUUCAACUAAAAGUGGGUCAAAACAAGACAGCAAACAUGGAAAGCACAGCUGUUCAAAUACCAGUCAUCCUAGUCCAACACACCCUAAUCAACGAGUUAACUCAACAGAAAAGAAUGCAAAUGAACAAGUGACGGCUGCUGCAGUUGUUCCACAGUCCCCGUCUGCGUCACUUAAAUCAACACCAAGGUCACCUGGUGGAAUUGUACGAGCAUAUGAACAGGAACACGCGCAAAAGAUAGAUAUGCAAAUGAGUAUGCCGACACCUCCUGGUAGUCUAAGCCGAAGGAGAAAUAAUAUUGAAAGUCCGAGGGAUUCGAGAAAUCCUUUAAGAAAACUCAGCAAUAAUUCUUUAACAAAUUGCAUUUCAAGUCAAGGUCCACCAUCGGAAGUUUCUUCUACAUAUAUGAGAGUGGACUCGCCUGAGUUACCUGCAGUACAUUUUAGAAACUUAAAAAUGAACGAGAGUGACGAAAGGAAUUCUAGAGCGAUACAGAAUGAUUUAUUUGAUAGUCUAAAAGUUGGGCUGGAGGUAAAACCAAAUGACAAACAUUCUAAGCACAAGAAGAAGAAGGAUGUAAAUCGGACAGCCAGUAAUCCUUUGGACAAUGAAAGUAGCAGAAAGUCUUUAAACAAUGAAAUUCCACCACCAUUACCAGCCAAAAAUAGAGAUUCGUUUGGAUGUGCACAUUUACAUUACGAUAGUUUAACACCUGUCAAAACUCAAAAUCUAACUAACAACCCAUACACUCAGAAUAGAUACAACUCUGAACACGGUCGUCCAAUCGUUCCGUAUCAAGUGAGCAAUCCAAUUGUGCCUAUGAUGCAGGAAACUCCCUUGGUGCAGGCUGGAGUUGCAAACCCGAUACUUAGUCCGGUAAAGCCUGCGCCUUGCCAGUCACCACGAAGUGUCAAUCCUCCGAACAAUUUCUUCUUUUAUAACAACCAUGCUUUGAAAAACGAUCUUGCUAGCAUCGAUGAAAUACCACCCGAAGAAAGAAGGAAACGUUCAAAUGUUCUAAAAGAACUUGGAACUGUAGUUAAUCCAUCCCAGCCUAAUCGGCCAGCUUUGAGACAUACCAAAGUACAAAACAAUGUUCCAAAUGAAGCAACUUACAGUGUUAUAAACAAAAACAAAUCACCAGGAGAUGCAUGUGAAGAAAAAUUUGUAACUGCAGUGUACCGAGAGCCAAUUGCGGCAUCGACUUCUCCACACCACAGUCCAAUACCAACACCACCGCUUAGAGAGACAUACUCAAAACAAAAUACUCCGCAAAAUCUACAGAGAAACACUCCGAACACGUUCGAAACGCCUUUAAAUACAACGGAACAGGAAAAACCUUUGACAAGGCUUCCGCCACGUCCAACUCCUCCUGACCCGCGGCGAAUUUCAGACGGCUCGCGCCAUAGUAGUAACAGUUCCCAGUCAACCUUGACCCCUACUUCUGGGAACCCUCUAGUAGCAAGUAUAGACGGAAAGAUGAUGUCACUUUUGCCGCCACCUCCAGAAUCUCAAGAUAUUGAAGAACAAGAAGAAAAACUCAUUUCUCUUCUUAAGCGCUCUCCUUCCGAUAGUGCAAAGGACAGGGUUAAGCAUCGAAUGUCUGUGCCUCAAGUUAAAAGAAGUAAUUCUAGUCCACGUGCAAGGCCAAGAGGCCUUCCAAUACCCAUAAAAAACAGACACGAGCAGAAUCAUAACGUAAGUUCAUUUUCUGAUGAUGAUGAAUCCGUCGCUUCUCAUCAACAGAGUGAAAGUUCAUCAGUGGUGUUAUUACAACCGAUAGAGUUAAAACUAGCAAGACCGGCAUACGUUCGCCAAAUAUCAAACCCAGAUCAUCACUUAAAGUCUUUUCUGAUAAACUCAGAUUUUAGUUUCCCAAACCGUUAUCGCCAUCUUUCGCGCUCAAGUGAUACCAUAAAUAGCAUACCACGUGGACAGCAGACGCCAAAGUUUCCGCUCAUGACAGCUGAAUCUACGUCACUGACACAGCUACUCAAAGAACUAGCCAAUGAUCACCCUUCUCUUGACAUUAACUUACAUUCAGACUUGUUAGGUGAAAAUGAUGAGUCGGAUUUGGAUUCAGAUGACGCUGAUCAUCUUGGUAAUAUAAAAACAAAAGGUUUCACAGAGUAUGAGCCUUUACUAAAUGGUGCUAAUAGUGAUUUUGACAAUGUCAAAGAAAAUGGUGCAAUCAGAAACAAGUCUAGCAAGGGGAAAUUAAAAGAAUCCGACAGGUUGAAUAAAGUCAAUUCAAAAGGUGGUAAGAGGGAUAAGAAUGAAAUAAACCCUUACCAAAUUAAAAGACGAAAUAAUUACACAAUACCGCCUAGAUUUUGCAGAAGUCUCGACUAUAUACCAAGUGACAGAGAGGAUCAUAACCAAUCUAAUCAGUCUUCAACUUGUGGUAGCCCAAAAUACAGACAUGAUUUACCAUCUAUGCACGCAUACAUGCUGCCCUUUUUCUCAGGGCGGAAUGCACUGGGUAUUGAAAGUAUUAGUGUGUCUUCUGUCGACUCGGGUAGUGAAAUGUCGCGGAGUGAUCCGGCAUUGAAUGUUGAGGCGGGGUCUUCUGCAUAUGAAUCUGAAUAUGAUAAUUAUCGUCCGGGAAUGACAAGCGAUGAGGACUACUUUCAUCCAGAUCCCGUGAGUGAUAUGGACAUUGAUCUAUUUGAUGAUGUAAAUGUUGACAAUGUGACUGUAAGUGAUCAUUACAGCUUUGACCUACCACCAUUGCCUGUGUUCCCUAAGAAAAAAAUUACGGAAGUAUAACAAAAAGAAAGUUAUUAAAGAAGUUACUGGGAAUUGUAACGAAACAAAAAGUAGCCAGGUAAAAAAAGAUGAAAAGUGUAACGAGAAGAAAAUAUUCAGUACAGUAUCUACGAAAAGGAAAAACGAUCGGAAAAGAAUAGAAAGUUGUAACGAAAUAAAUUUUAAUUCGCUGACAAAAAGGGCUUUGUAGCGAAAGAAAAGGAAGAAAGUAAGCUGACAGGUAGAAUAGUGUCUUCCAUUUUUGACAAUUUCAUGCAAAUAUCCUACUAUACCAAAGAGUAGAUAAUGCUUUUAAUUUUUAUAAAUGUGUCUUUGUUUGGUUUAAACUAUUGUAUCUGUUCGUGCAAAGCAUAUAUAAAUAUAUUAUAAGUGAGGAUGCAAAUAUCUUUGAUGAGGAUGUAUAUAAUUGAAUGUUUAGGAGUUAUUAUUUUUAUUUAUUUCAAUGUACAUUUUUAUGAUAAUUAGUAAUGAUCCUGUCGGGGGAAAAUCGACUGAAUGACCCCCCUUCCUCUUCCUCUCCGAUGGCUAUAUUCAUGUGUAGGAUAACAUUUUAGAAAGUGGUGAAUAAAGUUCGUUUUUAAAGUUCCCAGGUUCCCUCAAAGUAAGUUAAAACAUCCAUUUUCCUGAAGUAACCUUUAAGAUACACUUCCUGGUAUAUGUGAGUUUCAGUAUUAAUUCUUGCAUUAUUUCUUUACUUGUAAGAGAAUAGUUAUAAAUGGGUUUUACCAAUUUUUUAUGUACUGGAUGACAUUUCUCUGAUAAUUUUGAAUUAAAAUCAAAUUUUGUGUAAAGGAAGAAAUUAAAAAACGUGAACAAAUCCCUUAAAACUAAAAAAAUCAUUACAAUGCAUUACAAAUGAAACGAUACAAGUCCGAGGUUAAUCUAAUAUUGAUCUUCAGGUCCGCGUGUUUAUAACUUUUAAAAACACGCCUUGCAUGUGGGUGUCCAUAAUAAUUUCCUGGCUUGGUAGUGGAUAUAUGUUGCUUUUGUACUAAUGAUAGUAGUCGAGUAUUUAAUAAAUCACAAUGCCGAAUGUGAGGCCCCCACAGACAAAGUCACUCCAUCCAUGUUUUAUUUCAAGAAAAAUGUAACAUUUCAGUCGCCAAGAUUUCAUAGUCACCAUAACAUGUACAUCGCAAAUGUAUUGCUUCAUAAGUAAAUAGAAGCUUAACAUAGUUAUUGAUUGGAAAACGA